This is a messenger RNA of Caenorhabditis elegans, 459 nucleotides long. RefSeq names its product Conserved plasma membrane protein (gene K06B4.4). The coding region runs from base 1 to 459 and encodes 152 amino acids. The record is from RefSeq and is marked reviewed. NCBI's taxonomy places the organism in Eukaryota, Metazoa, Nematoda, Chromadorea, Rhabditida, Rhabditidae. The transcript is spliced from 5 exons.
AUGAUCAGUGUCGGCUACAUGUGCCUGUAUCUCUGGAAGACGAUGCUUUUUCUGAUUGAUGCAUUCUGCGCAAUCUUCGGAGAUCGCAAAGUCGAGCGUUUCGACAAUUUCGGCUUAUUCCUUUCGUUCAACCUUUUUGCGAUCAUCUAUGGUGUAUUCUUCGUAACGAUCGAGCCUGAGAGCAAGCGAUGGUUCUGUUACUGCGGAAUUUUGGGGGCGAUUCAUCUAGUCACAUCCACCAUCUUCUAUUUCUACAUUUAUAUUCGUUUGAACGUCGAGGACAAUCAACAGCUUUUGUAUUGGACAAGCCGCCUGGCUCCAAUUUCAAUGUUAUUUAUGACCGGGUUGCUGAUGAUUUCUGUGCUGAUUAUGUGCAAGAUGAGUUUUUUCCAAUCGUCCAAGAGGUUGCUGGAACAUCUGUACGAAGUUGAGGAUACUGGAGGAAAGAAGGCAGUUUAA